AAAGAAGUUACUUUUUCAUUUCAAAUAAUAAUAAAAAAAAUUAUAAAAAAAGAAAAACAGAAGCGAAUAUUUUUUAAAAUUUUAAUUGCAUACUUUAUAUACAAUAAUAUUUACAUAAAUAAUAUUAUUAAAAGAAAAUGUAGUAUACAUAUAUUUAAAAAAUUGUUUUGCUAUUUUUGUGCAAUAUAUAGUAAUAAAUUCAAUUUAUAGCUCCCUUCUAAACUAAAUUAUUGAGAGAUUAUUAUUAUUUAAGGGCGUGUAUCAAAUUUUUUUACUAUUAAAAUUUUCCAAGAAUAAGUUAAUGCAUUUUGAUAAUGUAAAAUAUAGUGUUUUUUCUUUCUCAUUUUGAUAUUUUGUUGAAAAGAUUUUAAAAAUUUAAAAGAUAUGUACCGUACUUUACACAGUUUACAUUUAUGCGGUAUUUACAUACAUUAUUUAUAUGUUGCCUGGGGUAUAUAUUGUUUAUGUUAAUUGUACUUUUAUUAAAGCAAAUUGAAAGAAGAAUUGUGUUUUUAUUUUAAUUAAUAAUUUAUAUGAAAUUCGUACCUGGCUAAUUUUUUAUAUAUAACUCGACUUUUACACACGUACAUAUUAAUUCAAGUAUACAAAGAUCCGUUUAGACAUCUAAGCGAGAAAGAAAGAAAAUCAUAUGUAUAUUGUUAACUAUACAGUAGAAACUUUUCAUAUGGAAUUUUAAGCAUUGCAUAUAUAUAGUUUUGGCGAGACAAAACAAAAAAAAACAAGGAAACAGCAAAUAUAUUUUAUUUUCAUUGGUAAAAGAAAAGAAAUAUCAACAAAUCUACGAAAUGAAAGCCUACGAGUAUGAAAUAUCCUUGGGCUGGUUUUCCGGUCGGUAAGCGGUGGUCUUAGUUUUGAAUGUUGUUGUCGGGUGAAAUUUUAAAUAGGGCACCAUUGAGCGUGGCUAUAUUACCGCCACCCUCAUUGAUUGAACUUUGUAAAGCAAUGGCGGCUAUUGCCACACUUGCAAGUUCACAAAAUAUUGACGAUGAUGAUAUAUUUUUAGAAAACGGACUGUUAAGCUACGAAAAUCCAAAUUAUCACAUGGAUCCACAAAGAAUUGAACGUAAUUCUCAUUUGUAUGAGGAAAUAUUAUCGGAAUUACAUCAGCAACAAAGUUCCUUAAAAAAUCCAAAUAAACCACAUAUUGUUAGUAGCCGUAAGGAUUAUGCCCGGAUUGAUAUUGAAUCAAUGGGAGUUGAUUUAAAAGAAAAUUUCAGUGCAUCAGAAAAACAUUUACUUUAUGAUACAUCACCAUCUGAAUCAAAAACUAAAUCAGAUCAAAAAGAACGUGAAGAUUUAAAAAAUUCCAUAGAUUUAAAUAAUAAAUCAAACAAGGAUAUUAAAGAAAAGGACAAUAAUUCAUUGCCUAUAAAAUAUAUAUCGGGUAAUUUAAAUUCUGAUGAUUUAUAUGCACUACCAAAUAAAUCGGCAACAACAACAACCACAACACCAUCUACAGGAGUUACUGUAAAUAAUCGUAACAAUAAAGAUUUUAAUAAUGAAUUGGUAGAUGAAAUUGCACCAGAAGAUGAUGUUAUAGAUUAUGAUGGUAGUGGUGAUGUAGAAGAUGAAGCAAAUCAAAAAAGUAAAUUAACAAAUCGUACCAGAAUAAAUGAAAAUAAUAAUCGGAGUCAACAGCAACAACAACAACAGCAGCAACAACAACAAUUUCAAAAUGCUAAUGAAUAUGAUGAUGAAGAAGGUGAUGAAGAGAAAGGUAAAAAAGAAGAAAUUGAAGGAAUUGAAGAUAAGGAUGCUAAUAAAGAUUUGCCACCUGGAUGGGAAAAACAUGAAGAUAAUGAUGGACCAUAUUAUUGGCAUAUUAAAUCUGGCACCAUACAAAGAGAACCACCAAUAUGGCCAAAAUGUGGUAAUAAAGAACUUAAAACUCCUGUAACAACAUCAUCAACAAUGAAUCCAACAUUUAUACCACAUCGUAGUCCAAAUAAUAAUAUUUCAUCAUUUCAAACACAAUUUUAUGGUUCAAGUGGUGGUACUAUAGGAGGUGUUAGUGGUAGUGGUGGUAAUAUUGUUGGAGGUAGUUGUGGUUUAAAUGGUACAAGAGAUAUUAUGACAGGAAGUCGAAUAUCAGUAGAUUCACAAGGUUUAUCGGUAACUCGUAGCAAUACUAUUAGUUCUUCAUUGGACCAAGAGGAGGAGCGGAGAAGACGUGAAGAUUUAUCUUAUAAACGGCGAAGUUAUCCUUUAAAAUCCGAUUCAGAUAGACCAAUACGUUUUGCGGUAAGAUCACUUGGUUGGGUUGAAAUUGCUGAAGAAGAUUUAACACCAGAAAGGUCAUCAAAAGCUGUUAACAAAUGUAUUGUAGAUUUAUCAUUAGGAAGAAAUGAUUUAUUAGACGUUGUUGGUCGUUGGGGUGAUGGUAAAGAUUUAUUCAUGGAUUUAGAUGAAGGUGCUUUAAAAUUAAUAGAUCCCGAAAAUUUGACAAUACUAAAUACACAACCGAUACAUACAAUUCGUGUAUGGGGAGUUGGACGUGAUAAUGGAAGGGAUUUUGCAUAUGUUGCACGUGAUAGAUUAACAAGAAUUCAUAUGUGUCAUGUAUUCAGAUGUGAUACAGCAGCUAGAACAAUUGCGAAUACUUUAAGGGAUAUUUGUAAACGAAUAAUGAUUGAAAGAUCAUUACAAUUGGAUAGCAACAGUAGCAGCAUAAAUAGUUCACCAAACACAUCAAAUGGUCGUAGUGCAAUACGUCCAACUGAUUUACCAACAGAGAAUAGAAAAUGGGCAAGACAUCCUCAAUCAUUCCCAACGCCAAUGGAAGAACCUAAAAAAGUUUUAAAGGCAUCAUAUUUAGGUUCAAUGGAAGUAAAUCAACCAACUGGUAUGGAAAUAUUAAAUAAUGCAAUUGAUUCUGUAAUGGCUAAAACAAGACCUGAACAGUGGGAAAAUGUUAAUGUAUCUGUCGCACCGUCUAUGAUUAGUGUUCAUAGUUCAGGGGAUGAUUCAAAACUUUUAACUGAAUGUAGAGUCAGAUAUUUAAGUUUUUUGGGUAUUGGAAAAAAUGUUAAAAAUUGUGCUUUUAUAAUGCAUACAGCACAAGAUAAAUUUGUUGCACAUGUAUUUCAUUGUGAACCGUCCAGCGGUGCUCUAUGUAAAACAAUUGAAGCCGCAUGUAAAUUACGUUACCAAAAAUGUUUGGAUGCACAUCCAGAAACACGUUUAUCCUCCGAUUCUAAUACACCUAGUAAAGGUAUCGGUGCGACAAUAAAAAACUUGAUGAGCUCCUUAUCAUUAAAAAAAGAUCGAACGAAUUCCUGAGAAAGAGCUAAAUCUCUGCAGGAGCUAUGGCCACUACCUACAGAGCGGGAAAUCAUUCCACAUAGACAUCUGCAAUCACCUUUAACGUAUAAAAAAAAUUUCGGUCAUUCACAGAGUCCGUAACGUCAGCUGCAACAAAAAUUGGAUAACACUAUCUUAAAUGCAAUAACGGCAACAACAACAGCAACAUCAGCAACAACCACAACAUUAGAAAUGUCAAAAAAUUUAAGUAAACAAAUAUUUUUGAAAAAUAAAGUCAUGACAAAAUCUUUAUCACCAGCAUCGUUAUCAAAAUUAUUAACGUCACCCACGAAUCUGACAUCAGAAAUAUCUGAAUUGCCAUUGUAAAUUUCAAAAGUUUUCAUAAAGAAAUAAUUUCGAAUGUAAUAAGAUAAAAAAAAUAAAUUGUCAUUUUCAUUAUAUAUCAUAAUAAAAUUAAUAUUUUAAUUGCAUUAGAUUGAAUAUUACAUUGUAUACAUACAUUUACAUACAAAACAUACUAAUGAAUUUAGCAAUCGCUAAAAUUGAAAAU
This is a messenger RNA of Condylostylus longicornis, 3832 nucleotides long. Its product is annotated as amyloid beta precursor protein binding family B member 2-like. Gene Ontology annotation, cellular component: cytoplasm; nucleus. Gene Ontology annotation, molecular function: amyloid-beta binding; transcription factor binding. NCBI's taxonomy places the organism in Eukaryota, Metazoa, Arthropoda, Insecta, Diptera, Dolichopodidae. The record is from RefSeq and is a predicted model, not a curated record. The transcript has 17 exons. Bases 877 to 3300 code for a protein of 807 amino acids. Gene Ontology annotation, biological process: regulation of DNA-templated transcription.